AUGCGUUCCACUGUGGGUGGACCACCAGACACUCUUGGCCACGAACAGGCUCGUAGCAGUAACAAUAACAACAGCAACAACAACACCAGUGGCGAAAUCAAUGGAAACUCCGGUUCCCAGUAUGCCCUGUGUGCUUUGGGGGUUGGGCUUAUCGCCCUUGGUAUUGUGAUGAUUGUGUGGAGUGUGGUACCUGCAACACCACUUGGCAAUAGCAGCAGCAGCGGCAACCCGGCAGGUGAAGGCAGGAAAAAUAAGGCGUCUUCUGUGGCCUUCGUCUUGACGGGCUGCGGAGUGGCUAUGCUGCUGCUGUCAUUAUGUCUGGGAAUGAGAAACAAACGGAGGGAACAACGACUCCAGGAGGCCCAGAACCACAGCGGAGCACCAGGAAGGGACCAGGAGCAAAGAGAAACUGCUGAGCAGCAAGCCCAGCGUUAUGCGGUGCCCACCUACGAGGAGGCGGUAUGCAGUGGCCAGUACCCGGUCACUCAGAGCAGCCUUCGCCCGAGCAUCUCCCAGCUGCCUUCCUAUGACGACCUGGUGCAAGUGGAUGGUGUGCAGUAUGAGAACGAGGGUGGUCCUCCUGCUGCUGCUGUUUCUGCAUCAAACCAUAGACCUGGGAAAAAUAACCUUAAGCUUCUCCCUAUCAGUAUCCGCAGGAUUAAAUCGGAGAAGCUGCACAUGAAAAACAUUGAUAACUUUCAGCCCACAGCUGGAUUCAGUAUUGAACCACUCACCCCCCCACCGCAGUAUGAGGAUAAAGUGCCGCCGCUUUAA
Messenger RNA from Pelmatolapia mariae (spotted tilapia), 774 nucleotides. RefSeq names its product transmembrane protein 51a (gene tmem51a). The coding region runs from base 1 to 774 and encodes 257 amino acids. The record is from RefSeq and is a predicted model, not a curated record. The transcript has 3 exons. Lineage: Eukaryota; Metazoa; Chordata; Actinopteri; Cichliformes; Cichlidae.